AUGUCUUCAAGAUACAGAGUCGAGUACUCUUUGAAAGUUCAUCGUAGAGAUGGGUUCAUUGAAUGGAUCAAAGGUUUAUUAGCAGUUCCUUUUGUUUUACAUGCUGUUCAAUCAGGCUCUCAUGCAAUUGGUGAUAUAAAGACAACAUCAGAUGCUAGAAGAAGAUAUGCUGAAAUAUUCUUUGAUGUUGAGAAAUUGAUUGAAGAUCAAAUAUUGAUGGAAAAAUCAGGAACUCCACAAUUGGGUCGUUUACAACAACUAGUCCCUUCAAUAUCUGGGUUUUUCACAAAAUUACCAUUAGAAAGAGCUUUUUACAUUGAAGAUGAACGUAGAUCAAUAAGUGUUAGAAGAUUAGUAUGUCCAAGUUUUAAUGAUAUAAGAUUGAUCUUGAAUACUGCCCAGGCAUUAGCUUUAGCACAGGCAAGAGAACCUUUACAAAUGGUUACAUUUGAUGGAGAUGUCACAUUAUAUGAAGAUGGUAAAUCCUUGGCAGAUGAUGCUAAAGUUAUACCUAGGUUGAUUAGAUUAUUAUCAAAUGAUAUCAUUGUUGGUGUUGUUACAGCUGCUGGAUAUAAUGAAAAAACUGGUGAGAAGUAUUAUGAUAGAUUGAAAGGGUUGAUUGAUGCAAUUGUACAAAAUAAGGACCUAACAGUGGAACAAAAGCAAAGAUUCACAGUGAUGGGUGGUGAAUCCAAUUAUUUAUUUAGAUAUAAUGAUGACUUGAAAAAUCUACAAUGGAUUGAUCCAAAAGAAUGGUUAUUAGAUUCAAUGAGUAAAUGGGAUGAAAAAGAUAUUUUGAAUACUUUGGAUCUGGCUGAAAACAUGUUGAAUUCUUUACAAAGGUCAUUAUGUUUACCAGCCACUGUUAUUAGAAAACAUAGAGCUGUUGGACUAGUUCCAAAUCAAGGAGAAAAAUUAUGUCGUGAACAGUUAGAGGAGGUUGUUUUAUCCACCCAGAGAAGAUUAGAAGUUUCCACAUGUGCUCAAAAUAUUCAAUUUUGCGCAUUUGAUGGUGGGAGUGAUGUUUGGGUUGAUAUUGCUUCGAAAGAUUUAGGUGUUGAAUCAUUACAAAGAUAUUUUGGUGGGAUUCAUCCAAAAUCUACACUACAUAUUGGUGAUCAAUUUGCUAGUGUUGGUUCUAAUGAUUUCAAGGCAAGAUUAGCUGGUUGUACUGUUUGGAUUGCAAAUCCUGAAGAGACUGUUCAAAUCUUGGAUGAUUUAAAUAAAUAUAUAGAGGAGGAGGCAGCUUUUAGAUGA
Messenger RNA from Hansenula anomala, 1257 nucleotides. RefSeq names its product IMP 5'-nucleotidase (gene ISN1). The transcript is spliced from 5 exons. NCBI's taxonomy places the organism in Eukaryota, Fungi, Ascomycota, Saccharomycetes, Phaffomycetales, Wickerhamomycetaceae. Gene Ontology annotation, biological process: nicotinic acid riboside biosynthetic process; inosine salvage; nicotinamide riboside biosynthetic process. The coding region runs from base 1 to 1257 and encodes 418 amino acids. Gene Ontology annotation, molecular function: magnesium ion binding. The record is from RefSeq and is a predicted model, not a curated record.